Messenger RNA from Lynx canadensis (Canada lynx), 636 nucleotides. RefSeq names its product goosecoid homeobox 2 (gene GSC2). Gene Ontology annotation, molecular function: DNA-binding transcription factor activity, RNA polymerase II-specific; RNA polymerase II cis-regulatory region sequence-specific DNA binding. Gene Ontology annotation, biological process: regulation of transcription by RNA polymerase II. The record is from RefSeq and is a predicted model, not a curated record. The transcript is spliced from 3 exons. Gene Ontology annotation, cellular component: nucleus. Lineage: Eukaryota; Metazoa; Chordata; Mammalia; Carnivora; Felidae. The coding region runs from base 1 to 615 and encodes 204 amino acids.
AUGGCUGCGGCGGGGGGCGCGGUGAGCCGCAGGGGCCCCGGGCGGCCCUGCCCCUUCUCCAUCGAGCACAUCCUUUCCAACCUGCCCGAGCGGAGCCCCCCGGCACGGGCCGCCCGCACCCCGCAGCCCGCCGGCCACCAGAGCCCCGCGGAAUCCGGAGAGCCCGGGGCGCCCGAGGCCGCGCCCUGCGCCUGCUGCUGCUGCUGCGGACCCCGCGCCGCGCCCCGCGGGCCCCCGGAGCCGGCCUCCGGGCUGGGCGCGCGGCUGCCGUGGCCGCUGAGGCUGGGCCCCGCGGCGCCCUUGCCCUUGGCUGCGCCCACGGGAGGCCCGGGGGCGCUGCCCGGCACGGGCGGUCCCGGCCCGCAGCGGCGCACGCGGCGCCACCGCACCAUUUUCAGCGAGGAGCAGCUGCAGGCGCUGGAGGCGCUCUUCAUGCAGAAUCAGUACCCCGACGUGGGCACGCGCGAGCGCCUGGCCGGCCGCAUCCGCCUGCGCGAGGAACGCGUGGAGGUCUGGUUCAAGAACCGCCGGGCCAAGUGGCGGCAUCAGAAGCGCGCGUCAGCGACCUCGAGGCUCCUCCCCGGAACCAAGAAGCCCGCAAAGGAGAGCUGCUGAUGGCUCUGGGAGCUACUCCCG